Molecule: messenger RNA, 1278 nt
Organism: Talaromyces rugulosus
Lineage: Eukaryota; Fungi; Ascomycota; Eurotiomycetes; Eurotiales; Trichocomaceae
Exons: 5
Coding region: 1-1278 (425 amino acids)
Biological process (GO): DNA-templated transcription
Molecular function (GO): zinc ion binding; DNA binding
Source: RefSeq, a predicted model, not a curated record
AUGCGGACUCUGCUCCAGGUGAUCAUCUGGUCAACCCGUAUUUUUAAUGAAUUACCGAGCGCUAACUCGCAUAUCUCAGACUCCAUCAAGCCUGCAGACUCCGUCCUCGGGUUAGAGACUUUGGGACCAAAUAAUGUUAAAGAUGCCAUUAUAGAACGACUCGGGCAAAUCACACCUGAAGAUGUUGCCUCCGAAUAUACCAAAUCUCUCCACCCCUGGUUUCCCGUUCUCCCACAUGCAUUCCAGGGACAGCUCCCGUUAUCUUGGAACGAUGCAUCCCUCGAUUUCACAAUUCUGGCGCUUUGCAUUAUUAUGCUUACAUGCGCUCCACCUAGUGCUUCACAAAAAGAAAAUCCCUCAACAUUUAAAUGCUUGUACACAUAUGCCAAGAGUUGGAUAUCGUUGAUCGAAGGAUUUGGGAUCAACUCCAUCGAGGUAGUACAAGCAAGGACUUGCAUGGCUUUGUUCGAAGCUGCACAUGGCUUCUACCCAGCAGCUUCUAUCUCCAUUGGAGCUGCGUCCAGAGCCGCGGAUGCGCUUAACGUCGACCCUAUUUCGCACAUGACAUCUUUUCGCUCUUCAGAUGAUGCAGCAAAGAGAAAAGAGACCGCAUUUCUCUGGUGUGCAAUCCAUAUUCUAGACCGAUACAUAGCAGUAGAGUCCGAGCCUCGAGUUUCAUUUUCCCGCUGGCACACUAACAAUUUCCAUGAAGCCCUCAAGGAAGAACUCUACCCUGCCCUGCUCGAAGAAGACCUGACAGGCCCUGUCUGCCAAAUUUCUCGUCUCUUUGAAGCCUCUACUAUCCUCGACAAACUACACGUAAUAGUCAAAGGCUCCACUGCAGAACACAUAUUUAAACUGGACGAGAUAAUGUUGCUGCUGGAUACAUCACAAAACCUACAAACAAUUCUACUGGGAGAAGCUGAAGAUGGACAUGAGGUAUACUCUGGCGCCUUGGGACUUAGCAAUAUUGGCCUGCUCCUCUUAUACGAAAACGGAACCAAAGUUCCUACCGCUGAUGAAGUAACUUCGGCCUGCAAUUCAAUCGCCAUAACGUCUCUCAACUCCCUCAUUACCACCGUAACCAACACAGUUGAGCCUUUUGUUAUUGGUACCCAGGGCCUUUUUGACGAUGUUGAGCGCAAGGUGGUUGUGUUGCGGUACUUUACGCAAGAUGUUUUGAGCAGUAUGUUCGCUGACAAAAUCGGUACAGAGCGUUACCUAGAACUUCUCAAUGAGGAUACGACACGGCGAAUUUUGAAGUCCAUACAACAAUGA